AUGGAACAGAUUAAAAGGGCAAAUAAACUGUUUACCAAUGAUUGCAUAUUUCUGAGAACUUUGAACAUCCCAGUUAUUUCAGAGAAGCUGCUGUUUGGACUUAACUCAAUUGAUUCUCCAGAAAGUGAAACUGUCCAUGGCCUUUUUUCUCAUGAAGAAGGGCUGGUAGCAGUUGUGGAAGACCCAUCUUCUCCCAGUCCUCUGGCAUCUCCUGUUCAGCCAGUGCCGCCCGAGGAAGUGUCAGCCAGAGAUUUCCUGCAGAGACUCGACUUGCAGAUUAAGUUAUCAACACAGGCAGCCAGGAAACUAAAAGAAGAGAGCAGAGAUGAAGACAAUCCCUACGCAACUUCACUCUAUCAUAGCUAGAUGAUGCUAUUGCACCUGGGUUAAGAGAUAAUUGAAUCAUAAGGAAACCAACAACUGAAGAUUCAAAAGCACCUCUUUUGGAUUCUCAGAGUGUACAUCUUUAAAUCACAAUUAAGUAGUUCCAUUGCAGUUGCACUGAAGUGAUUGGUUCCCUCUGGCUUUCUAUAAUUUUAAGUCUGCAUUAUGGCAUGAUAACAAAAGCUCAUCACUUUUGUAGGUGCUGGUAGUUUUUAAACUUGCUUUUGUAAAUACUAGUUGACAUAAAGCAUCAAAAACUACUUACAUAGUCAAGCUAAAAACAUUGGUUUAUCUCUUGAGAAUUCCUAAUUAUGUGAAAAACAUGGUUGCUGUUUGAGUGAUGCGGACAUUGCUAUGUGUUUAUAAUUAAGUGCUAUAUAUAUAUAUUUCAAUAUGUAUUACAUAUUCUGUAUUAAUAUAGAGAACCAAAUUUUGUCUGCUAUUUUGUACAAGUAAGCUACCAAAGUCUGAAAAAAUAAACUAUGUUUUUACAUUUGA
Myotis lucifugus (little brown bat) is the source of this 882-nucleotide messenger RNA. It is a transcript of the gene LYSMD2, whose product is annotated as LysM domain containing 2. Lineage: Eukaryota; Metazoa; Chordata; Mammalia; Chiroptera; Vespertilionidae. The record is from RefSeq and is a predicted model, not a curated record.